Molecule: messenger RNA, 1503 nt
Organism: Panicum virgatum (switchgrass)
Lineage: Eukaryota; Viridiplantae; Streptophyta; Magnoliopsida; Poales; Poaceae
Product: mannose-6-phosphate isomerase 1-like
Exons: 5
Coding region: 1-1320 (439 amino acids)
Biological process (GO): GDP-mannose biosynthetic process; carbohydrate metabolic process
Cellular component (GO): cytosol
Molecular function (GO): zinc ion binding; mannose-6-phosphate isomerase activity
Source: RefSeq, a predicted model, not a curated record
AUGGAGCACCCGUCUCCGCCAGAGGCCGCCGCGGCGGCGGCGUCCUUGCAGCGCGACGAGGAGCCGUCUCCGCCACCGCCGCCGCCGCAGAGGCUGCGCUGCGCGGUGCAGCAUUACGAGUGGGGCCGGCGCGGGGCUGCCUCCCUCGUCGCUCGCCUCGCCGACCAGCAGGACCCCGGCGACAUGGCCCGGCGGCCAUACGCUGAGCUCUGGAUUGGCACGCACCCGUCGGGCCCCUCCACGCUCCUCGACGGCGGCGAGCUCCUCAGGGACUGGCUCGCGCGGAGACCCGGCGCGCUCGGCCCCGCCGUCACCGCGCGGUGGGGAGGAGAGCUCCCAUUCCUCUUCAAGGUGUUGUCGGUGGCCAAGGCGCUCUCGAUCCAGGCGCACCCGGACAAGAAACUUGCCGAGGCGCUGCACGCGCUGCGGCCUUCCAUCUACAAGGAUGACAACCACAAGCCCGAGAUGGCCAUCGCCAUCACUGAGUUUCGGGUGCUUUAUGGGUUUGCAGGCAUGGAGGAGCUCAAGGUUGUCCUGAGGACUGUACCUGAAGUUGAAGGGCUAGUUGGGCAUGAGCAUGCUGGCAAGCUGAUGAGCUUGAAGGAGUAUGAUGAGGGUAAUGAAAUAAAAUCCAGUUUACAAUCAGCUUUUGCUAAGCUAAUGGCAACAAGUAAAGAGAAGCUUUCAGAAGCACUUUCGAAACUGAUCCGUCGCCUAAAUAUUGAGAGCAAGAUUAGAACCUUAACAGAUAAAGAACAGUUGGUUUUGUCACUGGAGAGACAAUAUGCAGAUGAUAUUGGUGUCAUAGCAGCACUUUUCUUUAACUACGUCAAACUUAGUCCUGGUGAAGCACUUUAUAUUGGUGCAAAUGAACCGCAUGCGUAUCUCUCUGGGGAAUGCAUUGAAUGUAUGGCCACUUCAGACAAUGUUGCCCGUGCUGGUUUGACUCCUAAGUACAAAGAUAUACAAACUCUCUGCUCAAUGCUAACGUACAAACAGGCAUUCCCGGAACUCUUGCAAGGCGUUUGUGUGCAGCCAUACGUAAGGCGCUACACCCCUCCAUUUGACGAGUUCGAGGUCGAUUGCUGCUUGGUACCUGCAGGUGAACUGGUUAUCAUAUCCUCGGUGGCAGGCCCAUUUGUCUUCGUCGUUAUAGCCGGGGAAGGUAAGCUCCAGGCAGAUUCUCUACCUGAUGGAAAAAGAGCAAAGGAAGGCAAUGUUUUCUUCGUGCCAGCAUACACUGAGGUUAAGCUCUCUACCCGUGGCCCUGAGUCCAUGCAGCUGUACAGGGCUGGUGUAAACAGCAGGUUCUUCAGUUAACUGGUGCGUCUAAUCUUUGGUCACCAGGCAGAUUCUUCAGAGGGUUUAGUUUUAGGGGGUGUCACAUCAAGUGGACUGCACUGUGACUACUGGGCCUGUUAGCCAGACAAAUUUGGAUUGGGCCUUGGGCCCUAGCGUGUGUUCAAGCCGGCCUUAGGCCGUGUGUGUGCGUGCAUAAUUGCG